Molecule: messenger RNA, 2011 nt
Organism: Dromaius novaehollandiae (emu)
Lineage: Eukaryota; Metazoa; Chordata; Aves; Casuariiformes; Dromaiidae
Gene: LRRC3
Product: leucine rich repeat containing 3
Exons: 2
Coding region: 203-1105 (300 amino acids)
Cellular component (GO): plasma membrane
Molecular function (GO): protein binding
Source: RefSeq, a predicted model, not a curated record
AGCCGCAGCAACAAGUGGGGACAGCGCGUCGCCCGCUGCCGGGACCGGGACCGGGACCGGGACCGAGCCGGAGCCGAGCGGGAGCCGGAGCCGCACCGGGGCGGGGCCGCGCCGCGCCGCCCCCGGCCGAGCCGAGCCCAGCCUCUCCCUGCUUUUCCAGGGCACGUCAUGCCUAAGACGUAAGCAGUGUUCAAGGGAAAUAAUGCCGUGUCACCCCCCUGCCCUCCACUUUCCUCCAGCAGUAAGAGAGGCUUUGCAGGAGUGCAGAGGAGAUGCCCUGCCGGCCGGCAGCUCCUGCAGCAACCAAGGCAUUGCCAGCAGCCAUGCUGAGCUGCCCAGGUGCAAGAUGACACUCGCAAUCAUACCGGCAGCCAGCGUCACCCAGGCUUUCUUUUGCCUCCUCCUGUGUGUCUCCUGGGGCAGCUCCUGCCCCCCGAGCUGCCAGUGCACAGAGCGGGCAGGAGCGAAGGCAGUCCUCUGCAGCUCCCAGCACUUGGAGGAGAUCCCCAAGGACAUCCCCAAAGACGCUGUGUUCCUCAAGCUGGAUGCCAACAGCAUCACCAAGAUCCCCAGCAAUGCCUUCAGGCACCUGUCCCACCUGGAGGAGCUUGACCUCUCCAGGAAUGCCAUUGAGAAGAUCGACAGGGCGGCUUUCAAAGGGGUAGCUGCCGGGCUGCGCACCCUCGACCUCUCCAGCAAUCGCAUCCGCAGCAUCCCCAAAGAGGCUUUGCUGAUGCUCAAUGCCAAGCUCCGGCUGGCCAACAACCCCUGGCACUGCGAGUGCGCCUUGCAGGAGGUCCUGUGGGAGGCACGGCUGGACCCUGACUCCGUCCAGGACAUCACCUGCCACACAGCCCCACGGGAGGAGUAUGUGGGGAAGCCCCUGCUCCAGGUUCUGGAUGCUGGUGUCAACUUCUGUAGCGUGCGCCAGAGGACCACAGACGUGGCCAUGUUCAUCACCAUGUUUGGCUGGUUUGCUAUGGUCAUCGCCUAUGUGGUCUGCUAUGUCCGGCACAAUCAAGAGGACACCCGCAAGCAUGUGGAGUACCUGAAAUCAUUGCCAAGCACCCAGGACCCUGCAGAGACCAUCAGCACCGUCCUGUAGCGCAAGAUUGGGGUGCUUUGUUCCCAGCUCCUUUGCGGAGAGCCAGUGGCAGCUUGGUGGGCUUCAAAGCUUCUUUACAGGAUUUUCCUGAGGAACUGCAUUUUGGCAUAACCUCAACAGCAGCCAUCCCUUCCUGGGCAAUGUGCAGGCCUUUGUGUGCUUUAUGUUGCUGCUAAUCCUGGGUCCAGACAAAGCGUGACAGGAUAUGGCCUGUUCUCUGCACAGAGCUCCUCAGUGGAGAGCACCCAGUGCCUUUGGAGAGCAAGAGCUCCCAGGCCCAGGCAGGAAAGCAAUUCCCAGCCAGGCACAUCUCCAGCAAUGCCAGUGCCUGCUCUGGUCCUGCAAACAGGUGCCAGUGACCACCCCGGCAGGGAUGGAGGCAGGGGCCUGGAGCCAACUCCAGCAACCCCAGACCAAGCAUGGGAGAGUGACGUGGUGGGGGAUGCAGAGGGGAGGUGCAGGUGACACCCCUGGUGCAGACCUGCCUAUGGAGCUCAGGGACCGGGGGAGAAAAUCUCCCCGGCAUGAGUGCCCACUGCCAGCCAGGCUAGCAGGGAAAGCAGCCACAGCCACACCGCUUGCGGUUCACAUGGUUUGGAGAGAACAGGCCCAUGGACACAGAUGGGGACAGAGGCAUUUGCGGGGCCCUCUCGCUUCACUCUGCCUCUUCAAGGAAAGCUGCGGUACCUGAAGCCUGCGGUGGAGAGGGACAGGCCGGUCCAUGCAGCACGAACUUCCCAUCAUGGCUCCAACAAGAGACCAGCCUUGCAGAGAGCAGGACAUCAUCCCCAGCCCCCACAGCAUCUCAACAGCCCCCACUUGCCACUGGCAACCUCGGGAUGUUCUCCUAAACCUUUGUUUUCUCAAUAAAGCCCUGCACCUGGGAAAAGCCCCUGGGGUUUCCUU